UCUAUACUAGACUACUACACACUACACACUACACACUACUCCAACUCUCCAAGAGUCAUGCUCCAGCCAUGUCAACCACCGCGAAAUUAGCAGGAUUGCUUCGCGAUGAGCAAGGUCCCGUCGCGUUCAACGACGCCGUCGACGAGGAUGCCGUCCCGGUGGAACCACUCACGGAGCACGACGACGCCAUCUCCGCCAUGUCGGCGGCCCACUGCAACAACAUGCAGUUCCGCUGCUACCGAGGAUUCUGGAUAUCGGAGAUGUGGGCGCCGGGUGUGGUCGCCGUGCACCGCAGUUUCGCACCUCGCGCCGACGACGUCCUCGUUGCGAGCCUGCAGAAGUCUGGUACCACGUGGCUCAAGGCCCUGACUUUCGCCACCAUGGCGCGCGGCGCGUGGCCGCCGUCCAGCCACGACCACCCGCUCCGCCGCCUCAACCCGCAUCUGUGUGUGCCUUCUCUGGAGGUCCUGUACACCCUAGGGCGCGACGCUCUGCUGGACAUGCUGCCGUCGCCGAGGCUCUUGUCCACCCACAUGCCGCUCUCGCUGUUGCCUCCUUCGACCUGCAAGAUCGUCUAUAUUUACAGGGACCAAAAAGACACAGCAGUUUCUCUAUGGCACUUCAUGAAGCGUAGACAUCCUGACUUGACAUUCUCUGAGGUACAUGAGGCCUUCUGCAAUGGCAUCUGCAUGGGUGGACCUGCGUGGGAUAAUAUUCUUGAGUUCUGGUACGCAAGCAAUGCAGAGCCAACAAGGGUACUCUUCCUGACCUAUGAGAAGGUUCUUCAAGACCCAUGUGACGCAGUUAAGAAGCUAGCUCAGUUCCUUGGUCAACCGUUCUCGGGUGCUGAAGAAGAAGCUGGUGUUGUCACAGAGAUUGCAGACCUCUGCAGCAUUGACAAUUUGAGGAACCAAAAAGCUAACAAGUAUGGCUCCAUUGGCGGGAAGAUCUCGCAUGAAUCCUUCUUUAGGAAGGGGAUGGCAGGGGACUGGACGAACCACAUGACUCUUGAGAUGGCAGAGCGUUUGGAUUCUAUCCUCCGGGAGAAGCUCGAUGGGUCAGGGCUAAUUGUGUGACGUUAUUCCUUUUAUUUAUUUUGAUUUGUCUUGGUAUGAUGAUAAAUCUGUUUCCAUGCCAAAAAUAAAUCGGUAUUCCACAAAGUCCUGAUCUUUACCAGCUUUCUAGUUUCUUUUCUCCAUACAUGGUUUUUAAGGUCAUUCGGGUUGUGUGUGACGGUAGAUGCUGGAUUUGUAAUACACUUUUAUGUAAAAUCAAAGGUGUUUUUAAUUAUUAUUCUGUGAUGAACAAUUGGCAUCGGAGAUUAUUGGUUUUGAUAUUUGGAAUUUA
This is a messenger RNA of Oryza sativa Japonica Group (Japanese rice), 1347 nucleotides long. RefSeq names its product cytosolic sulfotransferase 5. The record is from RefSeq and is a predicted model, not a curated record. Gene Ontology annotation, molecular function: sulfotransferase activity. Gene Ontology annotation, cellular component: cytoplasm. NCBI's taxonomy places the organism in Eukaryota, Viridiplantae, Streptophyta, Magnoliopsida, Poales, Poaceae. Gene Ontology annotation, biological process: sulfation.